AUUUUGUUCAAUUCAAAUCUUAAAUUUAAGGUAGAAUAUUUGCUAUUUAUUGGGAAGCUAAAAUUAUAUGAUCUAUCUUAAAGCUCUUCAUGCAGGGUAUCUUUAGGUAUUAUUGGCUCAUAAAUUUAUUGAUACUCAGCAUCUUUAGUUUCAUUUUUUGCAAAUUUUAAUGGAAUCAUUUGAUUACCUAUUGGAUUUAUAAUUAUGUUUGUCUGUAGAGGAAUUAGUAUCUGGCCAUUAUUAAUAAGGUUAAAACAUAUGUAAUAAUAUUAUUAAUUUAGUUCAUCUGUCAACCUUCAAAUGAAUCAGAAGGAAAAUUAAACUGUUUCCCAGAUAAAUUGAAUUUACAAAAAUUAAAUAUACUCAAAGUAUCAUUCAUGUUUAUAGUAAUUUCUUGUUUCUCCCUUCAACUUUGUUAUUAAUAGGCUAUAUAUUUGGGUAAUAAGGUAAAAUUGCUUAAAUGAUUAAUUCUUAUAUUAAUUUACUAUAGAUUCAAUAUAAUGCUUUAAUUAAAGGAACAGCCCUUGAAAAUGUUAAGAUUUAUAAUGAAAGUAUAUAUUCAUUAUUAUUCAUAGUUUAAGAUAAUCAAAAACCAUCACAUCAUAUUAUGUAUGUAUCAAAAAAUACUUAUGCAUGUGCUACUUAAGAAAGUAAUACAUAACCUUUAGUUCUUUAUCUUUUUUAUACUUUUUUUCUACUCAUUUCUUGUCAAAAUUAAUUUACUCCAGCAGAUUAAUGA
Molecule: messenger RNA, 739 nt
Organism: Paramecium sonneborni
Lineage: Eukaryota; Ciliophora; Oligohymenophorea; Peniculida; Parameciidae
Source: the annotation of a GenBank genome assembly